GGGCGCAGGAGCCCGGAGGGCAUAUUUGGUCACGUGACUUUUGUCUAUUGAGAAGUUCUCUCCCUCUCGAUGCCUUCUACACAGUAAUUGUCACGUGGUUUGUGUGAGUAAAUUUCAAGAGCCUUGAUCAAAUCGUCCCAGGCGCCCUGUUUUCACUGUCAUCCAUAAAGUGGGGGGGGGGGGGGCUAUUUCACUGUAUGACACUAUGUGAUGUUAGCGGUAUCAUGAUGUUUGGUUUCUAUGGAAAACUUAAAAAUUCUGGUACUCAACAUGGGAUGAUGUCGGUUGGUCACACAUCAGUUUGCUGAUGUUUCCACUUUCCAUGUAAACUGAAACCCAAUACCAUGACCAUGACACCAGGAGCAUUGGGUAGCAUUAAGCAGUGAAACAGGGUCCAGGCCCAGGGCACUAAAGAGUUGUAAGAAAUGAUAUAUAUUCUGCACCAACACUUAACCAAUGAGGAUACUAUAUAAUAGGCUAACUUGCCUCUCUGCAACAUUGGUCAUGCUGAAGGUUUUUUUCAGAAGUGGCUGUUUGGUGGGUGGUAACUGCAUCAAAAAAGCUAUCAAGUAAUAUAAGCUAAAUAUGGCUCAUACCAUGGAAUGGAGGAAAAGAAGAAAACAAUGACAGCUCAGUAAUGAGGGAGAAAACCACAGAUUCUUCUGAUCCUAAAUGCUUUCCAAUAUCCCAGUAUACCAGCAUGACCUGUGGUUAAAUUGCUAGAGCAUACCACUAUUGGUGGUGAAACUUGAAAGUGUGUUUGUCCUGGUGGUGGGAACUACAGUUGACAGUUGGAGUUAGGUCUUCAGAGUCCAGACAGACUAUACUGUAUGGGCAGCUCUAAUUUUGACAUUUUUAUACACCAGGCAACUAUAUUUUCUGUGGUGGAUAGGUGAUUUAUAAGCACCUUAAAAAUAGCUGUCAGUGAAAUAGAAGCUCCUUGUCCCAUAAAACUGACAUGCUUAAAUUUAAGGAUGUCAAUUUUGAUGUAAUAGGAUUUAAAUCAUCAUGGAAGGCUAAAAGCAAACAGUCAGAGAGUGGCUCUCAAACAGAACCAUUGAAGAUAGAGGAGAGUGAAACCCAGACAAUUGGCCACGAUGAAAAAGAGAGUCAGACGGACCCGGAGCCGGAGGUGGUGGUGCCGCCCGCCGACGCCGCCGUGCAGCCCUCGCUGGUCGCCUUCCUCGGCCGCGCCGUGCCGCUCGUGCUGCGCGAGCUGGAGCGCUCGGAGAAGUCGCGCGCCUUCGACGGCUACCAGCUGAUCGAGGAGGAUGACGACCAGCCGGUGCGGCGCCUGCUGACGCUGCGGCUGGCCGGCCGGCCGGCCGACACCGGCACCACUGGCGACCAGGUGUCGUGCCUGUCGUGGAGCUGCACCGGCUCGGUGGUGGCUGUGGGGUACGGCGCCGGCGAGCACCAGUCCUGGUGCGAACACUCGACCUCACUGGCGCUCUGGAACGUACACCGGAAAGAUCUGAACCCGAACCAGCCGUACCAGAAGCUGGAGCUGCGCUCCUGCGCGAGCUACUGCCGGUUUCACCCCAGCGAGCCGAGCGUCCUCGCCGUCGGCAUGGUCACAGGCGAGCUGCAGCUGUACAACCUGUCCCGUGAGGAGGACCCGCUGCUGGGCACCACGUCGGGCAUCAUCCAGGGCCACCGCGAGCCGGUGAGCGCGCUGCACUGGCUGGCCCGCUCGGCCGGCUACAGCCUGGUCUCGGCCUCGCGCGACGGCCGCAUGCUCGUCUGGAAGUACUCCGAGGCCAAACAGCAGCUGCAGCUGGUCAAACAGUUCCAGCUGAUGGCUGGCCAAGUGCCGCGCUCGGCCGGCCGGCGCGCCGCCAGAGCUGACUCAGAGGCUGGGCUGACGGCACUGGCCUUUAGCCACGACAACCCGGACCAGUUCACCAUCGGGUCAGAGGGCGGCGGCGUGUUCCUCUGCUCGUUCGCCUCCGAGGUGCCUAUCACCGCGAUGACCGGUGAGCGCACUGAGGGCCUUCUAAACCCGGUGACGUCGACGUUCGAGCCGCACCAGGGCCAGGUGCUGGUGCUGCAGUGCUCAAAGUUCCACAGGAACAUCUUCAUAUCGGCCGGCUCGGACAACGAAGUGCGCGUCUACAACACACUACAGAUCUCUCCGCUGCUGUCCAUCAGUCUGGAGGCGGAGGUGACGGCGGCCGCGCUCUCGCCCUCCCGGCCGCUGGUCGUGUUCGUCACCACUGGCAGCGGCGAGCAGCACCUGUUCGACUUCACCCGCCGCGGCGCGCCACUGCACACCAUGCGACUACACGAGAAACCGCUGGUGGUCACCGCGCUGCGGCUCAACGACAAACAGCCCAGUCUGCUGGCGACCGGCGACGCCAAGGGCGCCGUGCACGUCUGGUCGCUGGCCACCGAGUACGUGUCGCCCAAGACGCACGAGCUGGCUGAGAUCAACCGGCUGGGCGGCGUUCAAACGGAUGGCUAGAGACCGCAGUCAUCUGAACGCUCCCCGCCGACCGCCGCGCCGGAUAUCUAGUCAAGCAGGAAAUCCUCGGCGGCACCCCACAUACAGCACACGGCACGCACACCAUCCCAGCCACAGCAGACGCCGCCACGAUAUAAGUGGGUUUCGUGUGAUAUAUUUGUAAUCUAGUCCGUCCACGGCUGUGCCUCGACUUCUGCUGCGGGCUCCCGAUGUGGUUACUGUGUGUUCACUGCGACAACGCAUCGACUACUGCACGCGUGAUGGUUGCGUUUAUUUGAAACGCAUGAUCUCAGCUGUACCUAUAUCGAUCUCAUUUAUUUUACUCACGUGACGUUACGACACCUGAUAAGUCAGUUCAUAUGGUGCGGCCUUUAUUGCCUCACCCUAGGACAGCGGAUUGGCCUGUUGAUUUCACGGUUAUCCAUAAUUGAAGUCAACGAAAUACACUUAUGGAUUACA
Molecule: messenger RNA, 2923 nt
Organism: Amphibalanus amphitrite
Lineage: Eukaryota; Metazoa; Arthropoda; Thecostraca; Balanomorpha; Balanidae
Product: cytoplasmic dynein 2 intermediate chain 2-like
Exons: 11
Coding region: 959-2464 (501 amino acids)
Biological process (GO): intraciliary transport
Cellular component (GO): cytoplasmic dynein complex; ciliary plasm
Molecular function (GO): dynein heavy chain binding; dynein light chain binding
Source: RefSeq, a predicted model, not a curated record